AUGGUGUGUUGUUGUUGUCCCUGCGCGGUGCUCGCAUUCUACCGGGUCCCGGUAGGGCUGUGCCAGAAAGCGUGGCGGAGGAGAAAGCAGAAACGGCUGCUUGUGAAGAGGAGGAAGAUGGAGGAGGGCGGCGCGGCCACAGUUCCGGCGACGAUAGGGUCUCCGACGCAGCCGCAGCCGCCUCCUGCGCCGAUCGGAGAGCCUGAGGGGUCCCGCAGACCUAAAACCUCGAACUCCAUUGAUUUCGACCGAGAAAUGUGGAGGCGGUUCAACAGCCACGGGUUCUGGCGGAGCGCGUUGGAGAGAAGCGAUAGUUUCAUCGCCCCCGUGGUUUGGGUUUGGGAUUAUUGGUUUGGGUUGGGUUAUUUUGGAUAG
Ipomoea triloba (trilobed morning glory) is the source of this 375-nucleotide messenger RNA. RefSeq lists its product as uncharacterized. The record is from RefSeq and is a predicted model, not a curated record. The transcript has a single exon. The coding region runs from base 1 to 375 and encodes 124 amino acids. Lineage: Eukaryota; Viridiplantae; Streptophyta; Magnoliopsida; Solanales; Convolvulaceae.